This is a messenger RNA of Megachile rotundata (alfalfa leafcutting bee), 9134 nucleotides long. Its product is annotated as dual specificity tyrosine-phosphorylation-regulated kinase 2. Gene Ontology annotation, molecular function: protein serine/threonine/tyrosine kinase activity; protein serine/threonine kinase activity; ATP binding. The record is from RefSeq and is a predicted model, not a curated record. Gene Ontology annotation, cellular component: nucleus; cytoplasm; cytoskeleton. Lineage: Eukaryota; Metazoa; Arthropoda; Insecta; Hymenoptera; Megachilidae. Gene Ontology annotation, biological process: peptidyl-threonine phosphorylation; peptidyl-serine phosphorylation.
GUAAAAAACCACUAGGUAUAUACCUAUGGCGUGACUUAAUUCUAAAGGCGCUUGCGCGUUGCUAUUGGUUAUGGAGUGCAUUCCAACCAAUCAGAACUGACUUGCGCAGUAGGAACAAAAACUCGUUCUCAGACGAGUACGAUCUUUCGUCGUACGAACAAUGCACGCAAUAAUGUCGUCGAGUUGCAUUUCGCGGGAAAAACAGGAACUAACAAGUUAGAAACGCGUAACCAUCUAUGUUAACGUGUUAGUCUAUGCCCUCCCCUUGGCUUCUCUCAAGAAUACGUGUGGACAUCUGUGCGUGCGGCAAGCGCCAACUGUCUGUAUACGUGAGAGUGCAUGCGUGGGUGUCGCAGCAGGCGUUUCUUUAUGAAUAGACAAAUGGUGUUCCUGCUUCGAGUGCAUUGUGGUGAGUGUGAAUUUCUCAGUGGAAACUUGUGCCGGAAUUGAGUAAAAAGUAGUGUUAUUAAAUUCACCACGAAGAAGCGUGCCCUUCCACUCUUCGAGCAUCAAAUAUACAACUUCGUUAAUGCACACAUGCUAGAUGUCGUGGAAGGGGUAACAAAAACACCUGUACACUAAAUCCAUAGAUACAGCGUGGAGUCACUGGAAACAAGGGAACAGUCGCGUCUCGAUGGUCGUGGAAAUCACGAUGGAGGGAUCUUUAUCACCGGAAGCGUUGUGCUACGUCGCCUAACCGUGAACAUCUCUUAUGCUGCAUCGUUCUCAAAAACAAAAAGUUAAACAACACGUGACGAUCAGUUAGCCUGGCCGUUCAUCCGUUCGCCUGGUCGUCCACCUCUUCUAAACCGUCCUGACACAACGUUUAACGGGGGUAUAAAAAGAAUAAACAUGGCGGCGGCGUGAGAGAGACAGAUAGAGGGAGCGAGAGAAAAAGAGAGCGAGAGAGAAGUCAGCCAGCCAGCUAGCCAGCCAGUCAGUGUGCCAGAAGCGACGAACUUCGUUUCGUGUCUUUGUUCUGAUGAAGUAAAAGAUGUGCCGUUCUUAAAGCAUCCACCCAUUUAGUCGUACAACGUCGGGAACAACGAGUUUGCACGAUUAAUGCCAACAGGACGUUUCGCCUGUAAACAGUUAUCAAGGUGCGGUCACGUUCGUCGUGUUCGCGGUGUUUGCUUCGAUUUUCAUGCGUGCGGGGUCCACGACCGAGCGUGCGAGAAAUCCACCACUACAGGGUGGCUCGAUUUCGAUUUCAAGCAGGGUUGACAUGAUAUGUCAUUGCCGGAGAUACUUCGAUGCCGGUGACAACGACCGUUUGACAAGUUUAUUAAACUGAUACGAUGCGAACGAUUACGCGAGGACGCUAUCGGAUAUCUCAACGCGUGAACACAUAAUAGAAUCCGUUCAACCAGACGAAUAACUGCCCUAAAAGACUCGAGAAGUUUUUCUACGGUUACGCGCGACAAAUCAUGUGUUAAAUUGAUUAAGAAAUUUUGUACGAUCCAAGUGUAUGGUGUUUACGAAGUUCGAAUCCUUAUCGAUUACUCGCAAUUCGAUUCAAAAUCGAAAUCGGGCGAUCUCGUUGGACGGAAUCAUCGAACAAAGGGCCAAGUGUAUGACAAAAUGGUGUUUACGAAGUUCGACUGAAGUUUUAUCGAUUAUUUGCAGUUCGAUUCAAAAUCGAAAUCGGUGAAUCCCGUUGGACAUAAAAAUAUUGAACGAAGGGCGAGUGCAUAGCAUGCAAAUAGCGUUUACGAAGUACGACUGAAUCAAUGUCGAUUACUCGCAGUUUGAUUCUAAUUCAAAAUCCGUGAAUACAGUUUGACACAAAUAUCAAACGAGGAACCAAGCGAAUGAGAUGCAAAUAGUGUCUACAAAACUCGACCGAAUCCUCUACGAUUGUUGACAGUCCGAUUAAAAAUCCAAAUCGGUGAAUAUUCGAAGGGCCGAUGGUAUAGCAUGCAAAUGAUUACGGUUCGACUCUGUUCUUAUCGAUUACUCGAAAUUUUCAGUCGUUCGAUUCAAAAUCGAAGUCGGUGAAUCCUGUUCGAUGUAAAUAUCAAAGAAAAAGCCGACUGUACAAAUGCAUUUGCAAAUUUCGGUCGAAGACGUAUCGAUAGCUCGCAGUUCGAUUGAAAAUCGAAAUUGAUGUUCGAACGAAAAGCAGUUAACGUACUCGGCUAGAAUAAUAUUCUCCCUGCAAGAGGAAGAGAAAAAAGGUUCGAUGGAGCGAAGUCGUGCAAGUUGGCCGGCCUGGUGCCAAUAACCUCCGCGGUUAGGAAGUAGACAGUUCCCGCACGAUGCGUUUGCCCUCGUGCUCGAUACAUUAUAAAAUUAGACGUUCGAAAGUUCGCGCGAAGGCGAAAAAGGGAUCGCAUCGUUUCCAUGCAGCAAAGAAGGUGGUAACACUGACUGUCGGUGACGACGAGCGAAGGGUCAAGCGGCGAAGGGAGUUAAUACGAAUCGGAUGAAUAACUGGCGACGAGACAGGGCGGGGGGAGGGAGAGGGUAGACAGCUGUGCACAGUCGGAAGUGACGUCAGACGGUGGGUUCAUAGUUCCUCUUAUUUUUCUCGUUCGUGUAUUCUGGCCGCUCGCGAAGGGUCGACAAGCGAGACGGGGCUCUUUUGGCGAACGCUCAUUACCGUCGCCCGGCGAUCAUUGCAAUUUCUAGUCCGCUGCAUUUACACCACGAGAACCACGUGUUUUCCUUGAUAAUAUUUUUUAGACGAUCAAUUGUAUUUCGAAAGAAACGCGCACUUAACGAGCGGUCAUCGAGGACAUUCUGGACGCAUCUUAGGAGACUUAGCAACCUCGAGGUUCGUUGGCGUCCCGCGUGGGGGACGCGUCAUUUCCGCUCAUCAAAUUUUCGACGUCGACGUCGAUGAGACUGAAAGCAAAUCGCGUUAACGAUUUUUAGUCGAUUAAUUUAUUGUAAAACGGAUCGACCAAAUUUACUCCUAUUUAUACGUAUACGAUAAAAAGUACCGAAGAGCCAGAGCAAUAAAAGAGGAAACAAGAAGAAAUAAACGACUUAGCGUACUGUUAAUCGCGAACGAACCAAUAUGUUUUUUUAUUGUUCCAACGACAAUACAAAUCGGUGACACGUUAAGGUUAUUUCGAUGGUUGCCUGUUUCGUUACUCGACCAAUCAGCCUGUCCACCAAAAAACACACGCUUCAAAUGGAUACAAAUGACUAGCUUAAUUCUAUCGGCGAACACGUUCGAGAUGUCGCUGUCAAGACCAAACCUGUUCGUACCCGCGAGCGCGAUCUCGACGCAGACGUACAUCACGUCUAGCGAGACCAAUCAUCUGCCACCGUUGAAGGGUAGCACGUUGGCCCUGAAGCAGUCGACCAGCGAGUCGUCGCCCAGUUAUUUGACCCGAUCUGCUCACAUGGCCGGUACUCAUCUACCGAGCUUGAGCUCCAGCGCCAACAACAGCCUGCUGAGCCUUACGGGCAACUCGGAGAGCCUGAACCUGAGCCUGAGCUCUCAUACCAGCCACAAUUCGAGUCAGCAUGAUUCCAGUCACGUCACAGCUCACAAUUCCAUCCGUAACACCAGUCAUUCGCAGCCGGACGGUCAGUCGAGCACCGCGUUGGCGAAGAACGGAAGGGCGAACGGUAGUUCCUGCGGCAGCGCCGGCGCCUACAAGCCGAAGACUAUCACCGCGACCCCAGAUGCCGUGCUGAAGAUCUACAAGAACAGAUUGACGCCGUACGAGCACCAGGAGAUCCUCGACUACCCGCAGAUCUACUUCAUCGGUGCGAACGCGAAGAAGAGGCCCGGCAUACUUGGCCGGCCGAACAACAAUGACUACGACAACGAACACGGUUCCUACAUCCACGUGAACCACGACCACGUGGCCUACAGGUACGAGGUGCUGAAAGUGAUCGGCAAAGGUGCGUUCGGACAGGUGGUGAAGGCGUACGAUCACAAGAAACAGGAACACGUAGCCCUGAAGAUGCUGAGGAACGAGAAGAGGUUCCAUCGUCAGGCCCAGGAGGAGGUGAAGAUACUGAGGAAGCUUAGGGAACAGGAUAAGGACGACACGAUGAAUAUCAUUCAUAUGUUCGAUUGGUUCACGUUCCGCAAUCACAUGUGCAUCACUUUCGAGUUACUCAGUAUUAACCUGUACGAGCUGAUCAAGAAGAACAAGUUCCGAGGGUUCAGCAUGCAGCUAGUGAGGAAGUUCGCCCACUCGUUGCUUCAGUGCCUCGUCGCCCUUUACAAGAACAGGAUCAUACAUUGCGACAUGAAGCCGGAGAAUAUUCUUUUGAAGCAACAGGGACGCGCCGGUAUCAAGGUGAUAGACUUCGGCUCCAGUUGCUACGAAAACCAGCGCAUCUACACGUACAUUCAGAGUCGGUUUUAUCGAGCGCCAGAGGUGAUCCUGGGUGCAAAAUACGGCAUGCCGAUCGACAUGUGGAGUCUCGGCUGCAUCCUCGCGGAGCUGUUCACAGGAUUUCCUCUGCUGCCAGGCGAAGACGAGGCGGAUCAGAUGGCUUGUAUCAUCGAACUGCUAGGCAUGCCACCACCCGAAGUGCUCGAAUCGGCGAGACGACGAAGACAGUUCAUCAACUCGAAGGGUUAUCCUCGCUACUGUACCGUGACGACGAUGUCGAACGGUUCGAUCUUGCUAAACGGCAGCAGCUCCAGAAAGGGCAAGAGCCGUGGGCCUCCGGGUUCCAGGAAGCUCAGACAGGUGCUGAACUGUGACGAUCCGUAUUUCGUGGACUUCAUACGGUCCUGCCUACGAUGGGACCCGGAGCAAAGGCUGACACCCAGCAAGGCGUUGAAGCACAUUUGGUUGCGUCGAAUGUUGCCGAAGCUCCCGCAAAACCCUGCCCACGACGUUCUGCCCGCGUUGCCCGCCGCGGCCGCUCCGCCACCUCCGUCGACCACCGGACUGAGGACCUCCGCCACCGGGAGCCGGAGCUCCAGCAAGUCGAACACCUUGCAGACCAACAACACCGAGAACACGAACAAGGUGAAACAGCUGAACGAGUUCCUGCACACCAUGUGUACCAUUUAUUCGGCGUUGCACCGCACCAACGGAACAGACCGACCCGGCCAGCCGGUUUCCGCGAACCAUCAGCCCAGGGUCAGCAGUCAUCCGUCGUUGAACUCCAUCGCGGGUGACGGUGGCAGCAGUGGCGGCGAUGGUUGCAGCAGUAGCACCAGCAGCGGUCAGCACAGUCAUCAGCUACAAAGUAUACAGCACAACAACGGCUCGCACGGAUCCCACGAAUCGCAUGGAUCGCACGGUUCGCACGGAUCCCAUGGAUCCCAUGGCUCCUCGCACUACAGUCGCAGCCUCCUUCGGGUUCGCGGAGUGGGUCGACUCGACCGACGAUUAACGAGGACUUCUUCGAACAGCCGGGACGAUUCACCGAAAUACGAGGCCACUCUUUCUCUUCUUUAACGCGUGUACCGUCGUCGACGUUGCCGUUGUUGGUCUCGGAUGAACAGGCACCCCGUCGACGGUUCAGAAACAAAAUGGUGCCUGCCAAACGACGCCGCCGGUACUGGCUGUGGUAGGGUCGCUCGGCUAGGAGUUCGGGAGACAGAGUGGCCCCGUGAUCGACCUCCAGAUAUUACUGUGAUCUACGCGAUUUCGUUAGUAAACUGGUGAUGGGACUUGCCGAAGACUGUUAACAAUUGGUCGCGAUACCUCGAAUCAUGUACCUCAUGACGUUGCUGCGCGUUGCUGUCCGACACGCUCGUCCCGGAGACAUCCUCUAAGUCGUCGUCGAGUACGUUCCGAUGUUGUUCACUUUUGUACUCGAGAAUAAUGUUAAGUAGAGACACGCUGAUACCGGUCACGUUGUAUCUCGCACGUUGUUGCGUCCUCUUAUCGAGCGGAUACGAGCGUGAGCUCGCUCUGCCAAGGGAACACGGCUACCAAACAAUGAUUCGAGUCAAAGGGUUAUUCGGUCGACGAAGAAGCUUAUUCGAGAUACCAAAGGCAUCUUCGUUGAGACGCGCGAUACCAGCCUUUCACGCGGACAAGAAUCUAAUAAUCAAAGGGCAUGGAGCGGCACUGCCUCGCUGAAUAGAGUCAUCCGGAGCUUUUUAGGUCAGCCGAUUCCUCCGUAAUGCUAUCAGUUGCCAGCAGAAGGGGAACGUUGAUUUUCUAUCGACGCGAACCACUGCUUCUUGUUGAUUAAAGGAUGCGAGACGAGGUAGCUUGUCUUUCGAUUCCAACGAUACUCUGAAACGAGUACGCUUUGUUCCUCUUCGAAUCAUUGAUUAUUAAGCGUCCAUCUUGAUUUCACGCUUGUUUCUUUCAAAUUUACAUGGAAGAUUUACCUGGAUUCGUUAAGAUAUUCUUACGUAGCAGAAUUGUUUAAAUAUUUUAAAUCAAUGUACUUUGCAUUUCUUUUUUUUUUGAGAAGUUUUCAAUCAACUAGCAAAAGGUCUUCGAAGAACUCAAACGAUUAAUUUGUCAGUAUCUGAAAAACUGUAUUUAUUUCACGCACUUAAUAUUUUAUGUAAACGGUUUCAACUAUUAAUUCUCUUUUCUCGGUAAUAAAUUUAUGAUAAAUAAGGUAUUUAUUGAUGGUCAUAUGAAACAUCUGUGUACACUUCAAAUAUUAAUAUCAAAUAUUGAAACAAUAGCAGAGAUAUUACAUAAUAUUAAUGUUGAUGUUGAGCAUUUUAAACAUAUGUAAUUUUUAAAGGCCAUAAUAACCUCUGUUCAUUUCAUGAGUGAAAUUGUGUGAUAAUUUGUUUGAACAUUUUAUACAUAUUUAUAAUGAUUAUUUAAAAUUGUGGUAUCUAAAUCUUUCAUACCUUCAAUUUUGAUAAUAAAUAUUAAUCGUUUGAGGAGUUUUCGGAGUCCAUGUUAGUUCUAAAAUAGGAAAGAUAAGGAUCUCGAAUUCAUUCGAUUAUUCAAGUCUCAAACCGACGCUAAAUAAAUGUCUAAUAUUUAACAGCUUAAAAUACCUGAAACACGAAUAUAUCUUCUGCUGAAAAUAUCUGUGAAUGUCUUCAAUGAUUAAUGUCAGAAUUAUAAAAUCGACAAGAUGUCAGUCACAACUUCGUUGGAGACUAUUUCACGUAAAAAUUUACCUCAAAUCGCGCGUCUCAACGACCUUUGCUAUCUCGGUGAGAUAGAAAUAAAAAAUGGACGAAAGAGCAGCUUGAGAAGCGCGAGCUCUUUGUGUUAGUAAUUCGACUGUUUCAUAAUUUCAAGUCUACAAACUCUUUUUUUAAUGUGCUAUGUGGGACAUUUAAAGUUAGAAGAGUCUUGAUUAUUAGGGAUUGCAAAAUUAAAUCUAUAUUUCUAAAUUAUUCAAUUGAUAAGUUCUCACACUUCCAAAUCUUCAGACAUUAAUUCUUUAAUAUGAAAACUAUUCUCACAUAAAAAUCCCAGUUACAGGUUCUUCUAAUUUAAAGUGCAAUCAGAAAACCCGAAAGGGUGAAGGUCCCACAUCGCACAAGGAGGGUUAAAUGUCCAGUUUUAGAAUCAUGCAUUCUGUUUACACAUCUCACCUAUGAUCUUUUUAUCAGACGAAUUUCACCUUUCCGUAGACUUGUCCUUUUUAACUCUUGCCAAAUGUAUAGCUUUAAGCUUCAAUCGAUACUUUUAGGUAUCUUGCAUUUUUUAUGAGCUUUUUAUAAUCUCUGCUGCACUCGUCAGCAUUUACGGGUGGUUCGAAAAAUCGACAGCAUUUCUACAGUUCUUCAAACAUCACACUGCAUUUGAUUAUGUAAAAUCCUGUGUCAAUUUUUCGAACCCAGAAUUCCUAUUCGAACAUCUUGCGGAUAAAAUUCACUUUGUUUAACGAAUCAGAUUUCAAACUUUCCUGCAUUUCUCCAGUAUUUUAUAAUCCCUGCAUAAUGCAUUUAUCGGUAGAAUUGAGUUACAUCGAGCUACGACCACCGAAUUCGCGAGUUUCGAAUUCGCGGUGGCCGUUCCUGUGGAAAUUCGAUUUACCAGCAGUUUAUUUCGCACUGAGCCAUUUUAACCCUUCCGUACCAAAAGUUAUACGGUACAUAAACUACUUACAAAAUUAUCUCGAAGCUUAUAACAAAUUUAAGCAUCGAGAUGUAACUAAUAUUUAAUUAUUUUAUAAACGAUUAUUUAUAUUUAAUAGCUGCGUUGGACAGCAUUGAAUUGACGACUGUACUUUUUGUAGGAUUUUUUUUAUUUUAUGUAUUUCAUUUUUUACACUAUAAGCUGGCAUUUGCGUAACUAGGAUUUGGGGGUGAAAUUUUAGGAAAAUAUAAGGAAAAGUUUGUAAUACUGAUGGAUAUUGGAAAUAGCAAAUUAUUGGACAUAGAAAUGUAGAUAUUAUUCUUAAUUUCCAAAUUUCAGUUAUUGAAGUUAGAUUUAAAAAUUCUCUUCUCAAAUUUUCAGAUUUAAUUUUGCUACUUUCAAAUUUCCAAGCUUUCAAAUUCUGAUUGAAGUAUGCUGCCUAAACCCACUCUAUCCUAGUUACUCUAAUGCAAUCCACAGAUGUACACGACACACUAAACACCCUAAAGAACAAUUUCCGUAUGCGAGAAGUAGCGUUAAUAAAAAUUUAUGGUUCAAAGGAAGAGAAACAUCGACUUGAGCUCGAAUCCGUCGAGGAAGUCUUGUAGACUCGUCAGCGACCCUGGCACAAGCAAAUUCACGCUAAUUUUAGUUGGGCCGAGCGAAUAAAGGGACGAAAUAGCGUUUCGACGUCGACGUAAAGCUAUAUAACCGGGAACGAGACGUUGGACGAGCAACGAUCAAAAGGAAACAGAGUGGAGAGAGCACGGUUGAAACGUCUCAAUAAUGAAAGAGAAGAAAAGAUGAAACGAUCGGCGCGCGAGAACAAAAAUGGCGAUCAAAGCCGGCGAUCACAUAGGGAUCCACGGCGAAGAAAAUGGAGAAUGUUUUAGCGAGAAGCAAGCAGUGAGACGAGGGUUUAUUAUAAAUCGUGAUACUGAACAAGAUAUCUUGUGAUAUGGAAUUUUAGACGUAUUGGGGUUCAUACUGAUGAACAUAGAUAAAUAUAGAUUAUAUUAUAUAUAUGUAUAUGAAGUGCAUAUAUACAUAUAUAUAUGUAUAUAUACAUAUAUAUAUAUUGUAUUGUACUGUAACGUUGUAACGCUAACCAAGAGACAGAAAAGAGCGGGAAAGCACGAUUAUAAAAUGAACGUGCUUCAGCGAGAAAUAGCCAGCUAAAAUAAUGCGUUA